AUGGCCGGUUCUUCCACGGAGAUCUUGGAGAGCAACUCGUCUCCGGACCCCGCGAUCUUCGGCGAUGCCCUGCUGCGCGACAUGGCCAAGCUCUGGAUCCGGACGCUCGACGGGAGGAGCGGCCAGCGCCGCCGGCCCUCGCCAGCACUGCUAGCCGCCGCCCGCCAGUGGCAGACCGAGGACUGGCGACUGCUCUGCCGCGACGCCGCCGACGCCGCCGACGAGCGCGGGGCUGACCCUCCGCUCAUCACGCUCCUCCUGAGUGACGACGACCUUGCCUAUGCAAGGCACCGGCAGCCGUCCCUCUUCUUCGAGCUGGCGCCGCCGCGCGAUUCGCUCUGCUCGCUGGUCGACGUGAGCCGCAUGAGCCGCGCUAGCUCGAGCGCGCUCGACACCAGCUCCCUCGGCCUGUCCACACUCGACGAGGACGCGCGCACGCCCUCCGCCUCUGGCGCGCCAUCCGCGCUCAGCCCGACGCCGCUCCUGGGCGCGGCCGACCUCGAGAAUGACGAAUCUCUCGUCACGGCCUUCUCCGCGCUGCUCCAGCGCGCGCUCUCGCAGGCCGUCCGGCAGCCCAAGGUGGUUCAGGGUGGGAUCGAGGCUGCCUUUCGCAAACGGCAGAACCUGCGGCUGCGUGACGCGCGCGAUCGCGUGAUCGAGCUUUUGCGGCGAGCCAACCUGGAGCCGCUUGGCAGCUCGGACGCGCUCGUAGCCCUCUUUCGCGACGUAUCCGGCGAGCUCGCGGCGCUUGGCCUCGCGCUGGGCGCUUCCGAGGCGUGGGCAGACCGGCUCUACAUCGAGGACCGGCGGGGCGCGUUGCCCGCUCGAGCGUCAUCUACCGCACCUCGGGCGCUGCUCUUCUCGGAGGAGGAGCUUGAUGAGGCGGAGGCGGCACAGUCACGGCUCGAGGCAAUGUACAACGUCGACGCGUGGUCAUCGCAGCUCAAAGGGACCAUGACGAGUGAGGAGCGAGUCAAGCGCGCCCUCAAGCGUCUCGAAGAGGAUGUGCCGUACCACGUCGCCCUCUUUGCCGAGCCCGUCUCCCUUCGCACGCUGCCGAAUGAGCUGCGGCAGCUCGGCGAGCGGCUGCUGGGACACCGCGCCGCGCUGGCGCUUGAAGCUAGUGGCGCUGAGGUUGCGGAGGCGAGGGCCGAGUUUGAGUCGGUGGACGCGUCGCUCGAGCCCCACAUCCCGGCGCGCGGCGUGGGAGGGGCAGAGAUAUCGCUUCCGCGGGAUGGUGGCCACGAGAGCCACUCGGUCGAGGCGGGAGGUUGCAACGUGUUCCGGCAAGCUAUAGUAGCUAAUGGGUCGGAGGGGGAGGGGGCGGGGGGGGAGGAGAAUGAUGUACGCAAGUGA
Emiliania huxleyi CCMP1516 is the source of this 1356-nucleotide messenger RNA. RefSeq lists its product as hypothetical. Bases 1 to 1356 code for a protein of 451 amino acids. The record is from RefSeq and is a predicted model, not a curated record. NCBI's taxonomy places the organism in Eukaryota, Haptophyta, Isochrysidales, Noelaerhabdaceae. The transcript is spliced from 9 exons.